Raphanus sativus (radish) is the source of this 598-nucleotide messenger RNA. RefSeq lists its product as uncharacterized. The transcript has a single exon. The record is from RefSeq and is a predicted model, not a curated record. Bases 145 to 591 code for a protein of 148 amino acids. Lineage: Eukaryota; Viridiplantae; Streptophyta; Magnoliopsida; Brassicales; Brassicaceae.
GUGAAACCCACCUGUGGAAAAAUACAAAGGCCAAGCUCACAAAAGAGAAGCCAACGAUCACAUAGACAAUAUACAUUAGCCCCAGACCUUGUCUCAGUUCUAUAUACAUUUGCUGGAGACAGAACAGAACAGAACAACUAAGAGAUGAGAGGGUCUUCAUCGUUGGUAACGUUAAACCACAAGAUUCUCCGGCCAUGUAGGAAACUCCUGAUCAGAAUCACCAAGAGCUGUCCUCGGCGCCAAACCCGCCAUUUGAAACUCAAGAAAGCUUCUUCUUCUUCUUCAAGUAAGCCAGGGAACAAAGUGACCAAAGUGGUGGCUUUGUUCUUCCUCUCUUUCCAUAAGAAGAAGCAAGAGAAAGAGAAGAUGAAACGGCUUAACGAGCUAAGGAGCUUCUCCCACGCUGUCAGUGACCAGAAGAAGAAGAAGAAGAAGAAGAAGGCCUCAGACCAAGAAUCAAGCAAGAAGAAAGUGUUCCCAUCAAGACUCACAAUGUCUUGGCUUGGUCAUGGUAAGAGUAACAACAACACACAUGAAGUCCCCCAAGAUCAGGAUCCACGUAGAGACAGCACAAGCGCAUUCAUUCCUUGAUGUUUUA